Clonostachys byssicola is the source of this 855-nucleotide messenger RNA. The record is from the annotation of a GenBank genome assembly. NCBI's taxonomy places the organism in Eukaryota, Fungi, Ascomycota, Sordariomycetes, Hypocreales, Bionectriaceae.
AUGGCCAAGCUCCAACGUGAGGAGGUCGGAAAAUCGCCUCUCGUCCAGACCGUGAAAAGGCGAUCCCUCUCCAAGCAGGUGGAGAGUCAAACGGCCCAAUUGUGCGGGGUUAUAGAAAAGAGGUGGGAGCACGAGCUCGGAGAGUUGAUGGAAAUACUCGAACAGUAUGAAGCCAAGGCCAUGGAGUACGAAUAUAAGAUUGAGCAGGUCAGUGGCGAAAUAGCCCAAUCGGACAACUUGAUCAGGCAUUACGAAGAUAAAUUUGUGGCCUUCAGCAACGAAUUAACUAGAAGGCAAUCCCUCAUCAAGGAAAAAGAGGACAGGCUUGAGAAGCUCGACAAUGACUUAUAUAGCCCGGACCAACUGGUCAGGUGGCAGGAGGACAACAUCCGCAACCUUCAGUCUGACUUAUCAGACAAGCGUGAGCAGAUCGAAGAAUGUGAAGAUGGCACUGAGGAGGACCGCCGCGAAUUGGCUGAGCUAAACUCUGAGGUCGAGGAGCUCGAGGAAAUGACCGAGUAUGCCGAAGAACUCCUCGAGGAGUUCGAGAGCGAAGAAUCCAAGAUGGACGAUCGGAUAAGAGAGGAUGAAAAUUGCAUCAAGGAGCUUCGCAGCGGAUUAGAUCAGUUGGAGACCCAGACCGAAGAGUGCAAAGCUGAGCUGUGGUGGUACAGGUACGGAAGGUCGGUGCAGAACGGGCAUAGGAACGGGCUGCAGGAGGAGAAGAUUUUCUUGAAACAGAAAAAGAAGGAGAUUGGUGAUAGAAUCGCCAAUCGCCAGCUCGACAUUGGGGAGCAAAUUCGCGAAGCGUACAAACUCGCGAAGGAAGAAGUAGAGAGGUCGGAAAAUUCAUAA